AUGGACGACGCUGUGGAGAUGCUUUGCCGUCCCAACAACGUGGAGAUCCUGCCACCGUCAAAAAUACGGAGGAAUUUAGAAGGUAAUGUCCAAAAUGCCUCCGGGAGUAGAGCUCUAAAAGGGAAGAAACCUCGUUUUAAUGUGUCACUGGUUUGUUUAACUAAAAGAUUUACGGAUCUCAUCAAAUCCGCUCCUGGGGGCAUCCUGGACUUAAACAAGGCUGCGACAACCCUGGGAGUACCGAAACGCAGACUCUAUGACAUUACGGGCGUCUUGAAUGGAAUUGACUUCGUGGAAAAGAAAUCCAGGAACCACGUUCGAUGGACAGGAUCUGACCUUAGCAACUCCGAGGCCUUAACCCAGAAGCAGAAGCUGCAGGAGGAGCUUGCAAACUUAGCAGCAAUGGAAGGUGCUUUGGAUGAGUUGAUUAAGGAUUGUGCUCAGCAGUUGUUUGAGUUAACGGAUGACAAAACCAAUGAAAAUUUGGCCUAUGUGACGUAUCAGGAUGUCCUCAGCAUUGACGACUUUCAUGAACAGAUUGUCAUUGCCGUCAGAGCUCCAGAGGCAACCACGUUGGAUGUUUUAGCUCCGGGAGAGGACAGUCUCACAGUUCACGUAAAGAGCACCAGAGGACCCAUCGACGUGUACUUGUGUGAAAUGGAGCAGAACCACUCAAGUGGCGAGACAUCUGACGGAGCAGAGACCUCUUCAUCUGAAAGCCAACAUCCAGAAGGCCAUGAGGAAGGGGAAAACUCCCCUCAGCAAAGUGAAGAUUUGCCUGAAGUAAACAACAUUUGA
Marmota flaviventris (yellow-bellied marmot) is the source of this 798-nucleotide messenger RNA. NCBI's taxonomy places the organism in Eukaryota, Metazoa, Chordata, Mammalia, Rodentia, Sciuridae. The record is from RefSeq and is a predicted model, not a curated record.